AAACCGAAAGCGGCCGGCGGGGGACGUUUAAAAGCGCCGUGAGCGUCCCAGGCUCCGCAGACCCUUGGAGGCGGGAAGCGGAGAAUCCGGAAAGACGUGCCCAGGCCGCCAGCGAGAAGCGCAAAGGCUGCGGGUUAGUUACACCCUUCCAGCAAGGGCCGGGCGCAGGGGGAGAGCCGCAGCCACCCGCCCCCGUCCAAGGGACUAGGACCUGAGCGCCGGAGAAGCGUAGGGCACCUCCCCCUUCCCUGGGCACUGGGGACUCUCGGAGCAGGGGGAAGCGCCGUGACCGGAAGCCCCCAGCCCUGCCACGGUGACUCCGGGCGCAGGAGAGAUGGCGGCCCUGUCGCCCGAGGAGCAGUUCCUCUAUCUGAUCUCCUGCUUCAGGCACCGGCUCACGCAGUCCAUUCGGGUGGCGCCGGUGCUGGACCGCCUGGCCACGCUGAGCCUGCAGGAGAAGGAGCGGAUCCGGGCGGUCGCUGCGCAGCAGGGCGACGCGCAGGCGGCUGGGUUGCUGCUGGACGCGGUGACGCGGGGCUGCCAGCAGCAGGGCUGGAUCCAGCAGUUUGUCACUGCGCUGCGGCAGGGGGGCAGCGACUUGGCCGCCUGCUACGUGAACCCCAGCCUGAGCGAGCUGCCCUCCCCAGCGGAGGAGACCGAGCACGACGUGUGCGUGCACCUGGUGCAGCUGCUCUAUGGCACCCUGGUGGACAAGCUGAGGAGCCGGCAGGUCACCAACAAGUGUGUGGAGAAGGGACUCCUCCAGGACGAUGACCGGGAGCGGAUCUUAGCUGCAGCUGAAAAUCAUGGGGAUAGGGAAGGUGCACGUGAGUUGUUAAGUAGAAUAAUAAAGAAGAAAGAUUGGUUCUCUCCAUUUUUGGCUGUCCUGCAUGAAACUAAGCAUGGAAACCUUGCAGAUGAACUAAGUGGAAAUGUACCAGAAACAGAAAAUAAAGAAAAUGGGAUCAAGCAACCAGCUACUAGAGAUGUGGACAUGGAAGCUGAAGAGCCAUUGGCCUCUGAAGUAGGGGAGGAGCUGAAGCAGAGAGAUGAAAUGAAUGAUAGUCUGGCCAGAGAGAGCAUUAUAUUAGGAACAUCUUUUGAAGACACUUCUGUAGUUUCAGAGUUUGAUAUCAGUUUGCCGGAUGCAAGUGUCAGUUGCUUAAAUGAAAGUAUGGGACAUAGUAGCACCACAAGUGGUGAUUCAGAUGAGGACAAUACGGACAAAAGAGCUUCCCCUGAACCAGAGCUGAUUCUCCGAGAUUACCAGAUGGAGGUUGCAAAACCAGCACUGAAUGGGGAGAAUGUUAUAAUAUGUCUCCCUACAGGCAGUGGUAAAACCAGAGUGGCUGUUUAUAUUACCAAAGAGCAUUUGGAUAAGAAGAAAAGAGCAUCAGAGCCUGGAAAAGUUAUAGUACUUGUGAAUAAGGUACCAUUAGUGGAGCAGCAUUUCAGAAAAGAGUUCAACCCAUUCCUGAAGCGCUGGUAUCGGGUUACUGGAUUAAGUGGUGAUUCUCAGUUGAAAAUCUCAUUUCCUGAAGUUGUAAGAAAGAAUGAUGUCAUUAUCAGUACUGCCCAGAUCCUUGAGAAUUCACUGCUGAAUGCAACCACAGAAGAUGAUGAAGAAGAUGUCCAGUUAUCAGACUUUUCUCUCAUUGUUAUUGAUGAAUGUCAUCACACCCAGAAGGAAGGCGUCUAUAACAAUAUAAUGCGACGUUAUUUAAAAGAAAAGAUGAAAAACAAUAAAUUCAGAAAAGAAAACAAACCCCUGAUUCCACAGCCUCAGAUCCUGGGACUAACUGCUUCACCUGGCGUGGGAGGGGCAAGAACUCCUCAGAAAGCUGAAGAACAUAUUCUGAAAAUUUGUGCUAAUCUUGAUGCAUAUAGACUCAUGACAGUUGAAGAACAUGUCCCCCAGCUGAAAGAUCAGGUGAAGGAACCACAUAAGAAGUUUGUGAUUGCAAAUGACAAAAGAAGGGAUCCCUUUAGAGAGAAAAUUACAGAAAUCAUGACAGAGAUUCAAAAUUAUUGUCACCUCAACCCAACAUCUGAAUUUGGAACUCAGCCCUAUGAACAGUGGGCAGUUAAAGAAGAGAAAAAAGCUGCAAAAGAAGAAAACCGUAAAGAACGUGCUUGUGCAGAGCAUUUAAAGAAAUAUAAUGAUGCCCUGCAAAUUAAUGACACUAUCCGAAUGAUCGAUGCAUACAACCACCUAAAUAACUUCUAUAAGGAAGAGAAAAGCAAGAAAACAACAGUAAAUGAAGACGAUGCUGAUGAACCAGUAGCAUCAAAACUAGAUGAAACAGAUAAGUUUCUGAUAAAGUUAUUUUACGCAAAAAAGAAACAGCUGAAAGAGUUGGCUGGAAAGCCGGAAUAUGAAAAUGAGAAGCUGACACAGUUGCGAAACACCUUAAUGGAGGAGUUCACAAAGACCGAUGAAGCUAGGGGAAUUAUCUUCACAAAGACUCGGCAAAGUGCAUUUGCCCUUUUUCAGUGGAUUAAGGACAACACAAAAUUUGAAGAAGCAGGAAUUAAAGCUCACUACCUUAUUGGAGCUGGUCAUAACAGUGAAUUUAAACCCAUGACUCAGAAUGAACAAAGGGAAAUCAUCAGUAAAUUUCGUGCUGGGAAAGUCAACCUACUUAUUGCUACUACUGUGGCUGAAGAAGGCCUGGAUAUCAAAGAGUGUAACAUAGUUAUCCGCUAUGGUCUUGUCACCAAUGAAAUAGCUAUGGUGCAGGCCCGGGGCCGAGCUCGAGCUGAUGAAAGCACCUAUGUACUGGUGGCAUCAGGUGGAUCGGGAGCUGUUGAACGUGAAAAUGUUAAUAUAUUUCGUGAGCAAAUGAUGUAUAAAGCUAUUCAACGUGUCCAAAGGAUGAGGCAGGAGGAAUAUUUAAAUAAGAUUCAGGGUUUUCAGAUGCAAAGUAUAAUGGAAAAAAAAAUGAAGGCAAAGAGAGAUCAGCUUAAGACUUACAAGGCAAAUCCAUCACUAAUAACUUUCCUUUGCAAAAAUUGCCACAAACUGAAAUGUUCUGGGGAAGAUAUACAAGUUAUAGAAAACAUGCAUCAUGUCAAUGUGAAAAAGGAGUUCCAGGACCUUUACAGCAUAAGAGAAAAUAAAACACUGCAAGAAAAACAUGCCGAUUACCAAACAAAUGGUGAAAUUACAUGCAAAGACUGUGGGCAAGCUUGGGGAAAUAUGAUGGUGCACCGAGGUAUAGACCUGCCUUGCUUAAAGAUCAGAAAUUUUGUAGUUGUAUUCAAGGAUAAGAAAACCUCAAACAAAAUUUUCAAAAAAUGGGGAGAGCUGCCAAUCAAGUUCCCUGUCUUUGACUAUGCAGAGCAUUAUGUUUCCAGUGACGAAGAUUAAGAAUUUGUUCAAGAAUGUAAAGAAAUGCAAAUAUUCAGCAUUAUUUUGACUGCUAUGAUCAGACUCCACUGCUAGGAGCCUUCUGUAUGCAAAAGAGGUCUAAGCUGGUCAUUUUCCACACAUCCUUCCCCGUGCUCACAUUGCUACUACUCAGAAGCACAGAUGACCUUGCUGUCUCCACUUCUGCACUAUGUCCUGAAAGAGGAGGCCAGUGAGGGGAGUAGAUUUACCUAGUGUUGUCUCCCAGAAUACUCUGCUUCUCUUCUUUUAUGCCAUCAGCUGGUGACUUCCAAAUGUGUUACGUAGUCAGACUAAAACUAAACUACUAUUAAAAUAUGGUUUGAAAAAUCACUGUAUUUAAACCCAUUUAAAUAUACAGCCUCUCAAAUUCGAGAACUUCAGUGACAAAUACAAACUUUACCUGUGCAGUAACAUGAGAAGACUGUGUAAAAUGUUGGAGAUAAAAUAAUGUAGCCUGUUAAUAAAUAAUCUCUGUAAGCUGUGAUAGAGCUUAUUUCCUGUCACCAUUAGUGCAUAGACAUUCAUAUGCAGUAAUUGUUGAAGCUUCUCUUCAUGACAUAUUUUUUAAACAUUUGGUGUGAAAUCGUGAUCCUAUUUGAAGUUGAUGGCAAAACUCCUAUUGACGUCAGUAGGGCCAGGAUUUCCAUUCUUGCAAUUUAAAGUGCAGCUCUGCUCUAAAAAGUGACUUCAAAAAUGGCAUCAUGUGGUUCCAUAUUUGUCUCAUUGACCAAUUACAUAUUUUUUCACCUUACAAGUAAAAUAAGUGUGGGUUUUGUCUUGUCUUCCUAAAUGUCAGCCUUUUAAACUCAAGCUGGGAUCUCUGAAAGUAAACCUGUGUUCUUUCUGGCUUGAGCAUCAUUGCUGGUAACCCGGACCCGAAUGAGAUCUGCAAAAGUGCAGUUGAGGUGCAACUGCAUUGUUCUGCAACUCCUGGUGAAGAUCCUGCAGUUGAAACAUAGCUAAAAAUUCUUUUUGAUUAUGCAGAAGAUGGAAAGUAAUCCAGCUCACUCUCUCAUAUGUAUACCAGCUUUAUGUUGCUAACAGGAGUAAAAAGUAGUAUGAACUUGUUUUUAUUAAAGAAUCAGUGUCCACAAGGAGCAAAUCUGUUGAGUUAGGACUUCUGACCACACUUUAGGCAUAUUAAAUUAAAUUGUUACAUUUAAAAAAAACAGUAACAUAAAUUAUGACUGGCAGAAAACAGUAGCUUAACACAGAUAUCAACAAACUGUGGUAUGGAACAAUGUUAAAUUUUAAUUUACAUAUGUCAAUGUCUAUUCUGAUAGGCUCAUCUGAGGUCUAUAUUUUAUUUAAAUUCUUGCCUUAGUCAUUCAGAUAACUCAUGGGAAUCUCUGACUCAGGAGUCAAUUUUAGUAUUUGCUCCUUUAAUUUCAUUGUGCAUUAAAAUGUUUAAUAUUUAAAAAUACUACUAAACUAAAUUUCAUGGUAGAUAUGAAGAAAUAGCCUGGUAUUUCUUAUGAAAACAUUUAGAUAGCAUGUAAAAAUACCUGCCGACAGCGGUGCUGUGUUUCACUGAGCAUCAAGUUUUUUAUUCAAGAUAAAUGCUGAAUUUGACUUCACCUCAAUCAGUCUCGCCCAUAUUUCAAUUAAACUGGAUGUUCUGCUCAUCUGAAGUGAUAGCAGAACAUUUUUUAAUGAAUAAUAGGGUUAUAAAAAUAAAUGUGUAUUCUGAUUAUAAGUUUUCCACUACAGGAAGACUGUAGAUUACAAUGUGCAUAAACUGUAUAAAUUGUGGCAUGGAUAACUGAAUAAUUUAGACCUAUAAAUAACCCAAUAAACUACUACUUCAUGGAUGGAAAUUACUUUCUGACGUCAGAAGUGUGAAGGCCAACAGAUUUAUAUCCAUUCAAAUGUUCUGAGACAGUACUUUACAGGUCCUUUAUUGAUACUCUUAACAACAAAGGUAGUUGGAUACUGGAGGAUAAAUAGAACAUGGCACAUGGGGGUUGAAUUUUACAUGGUAUAUAUCUAAUCUAUAAUGAUAUUCCUCCUCAUAUAUUGUGUAAAGUAUGAUACAGUUUAUAAACAAAAGCUUUAUUAAUUUCAGUA
Messenger RNA from Dermochelys coriacea (leatherback sea turtle), 5458 nucleotides. It is a transcript of the gene IFIH1, whose product is annotated as interferon induced with helicase C domain 1. Gene Ontology annotation, biological process: innate immune response; response to virus; positive regulation of interferon-beta production. Bases 335 to 3370 code for a protein of 1011 amino acids. The transcript is spliced from 16 exons. Gene Ontology annotation, molecular function: single-stranded RNA binding; DNA binding; hydrolase activity. NCBI's taxonomy places the organism in Eukaryota, Metazoa, Chordata, Testudines, Dermochelyidae. Gene Ontology annotation, cellular component: cytoplasm. The record is from RefSeq and is a predicted model, not a curated record.